Neogale vison (American mink) is the source of this 1389-nucleotide messenger RNA. Its product is annotated as T-cell receptor-associated transmembrane adapter 1. Gene Ontology annotation, biological process: positive regulation of T cell receptor signaling pathway; negative regulation of receptor recycling. The coding region runs from base 206 to 769 and encodes 187 amino acids. Gene Ontology annotation, cellular component: T cell receptor complex. The record is from RefSeq and is a predicted model, not a curated record. The transcript is spliced from 6 exons. Lineage: Eukaryota; Metazoa; Chordata; Mammalia; Carnivora; Mustelidae.
CCUGUUUGUAACUGAACAAAGUACACACAAAAGAUUUUAAGACACAGAAGAGAGAAACCCGAGGUACGGUUACAGACACGUUUUACUGGCACACUGCUUCUAAAAUACUAGAGCACCUUUACCAAGCAAAAAGGAGCUUGUGGGAGCCUUUUUAAUCCAGACAUUUCCCUUAUGGAUACAUAAGGAUUUCUCUGACAAAGGAAGCAUGUCAGGAAACUCUGAAUGCCAGUUUUAUGCCUGGAUAAUUGUAGCCUUUUUGGGGUUAGCUCUGGUUGUAUCACUGAUCUUCAAUAUUUCCCACUAUGUGGAAAAGCAGCGACAAGAUAACAUGUACAGGUACCCUGAAGACUACAUUCCCAGGGAGGAUGAAUAUUAUAUUGAAGACACACCAAUUUAUGGUAACUUAGAUGACAUAGUCCCAGAACCAGUGGAUGAAAACUGUUAUGAACAAAUGAAGGCUCGACCAGAGAGAUGUACAAAUAAACUGCAAGAAGUGACCCCGCCUGCACAGGCAACCGAGGAAGGACAGAUGCUCUAUGCCUCACUGGAUCACAGCUGUGGGGGGAAGAGCAGGAUGCCCAAGAAGGAGAACAGUGAUUUGUUAGACAAGGAUGAAGAUGGGCAGUUACACGCAGGGGAUGCCAGCCUUUCCAAGAUCACUUCGGUAGACAAUUUCCCACUUGAGAGCCAGGAAAUAGAGGAAAAUGUUCAUGAUGAUCCCAUCCGAUUGUUUGGAUUGAUUCGUGCGAAGAAAGAAUCUAUAAACUAGAUGGACUGGGAUUGAGCUCAAUAAUCCAGCUCUUACUGGCGAUGUUAAAGCCAACAAAAUCCAUAUACAACACGACAUGAUUUGGAAGGGUGACAUCUACAUCAUUUGUUAGUGAGAUGGUGGCUGACCUCUUAUCCAGAGCUUAUGUUCUUACACACCAAAUGUAAUGCCAUGAAAACCAGUUAUUUGAAUUUGCUUAACAAAUGUCUAAGUCGUAAAAUGUAAAAGUCAAGUCUGCACGUGGAGCCCAAUUAUGGAGGCAUAACUUCACCGACAACACUGAAUACUCAGAGAAAUAAAACAAACAAAACAAAUUGUUUUAAGCACAAGUAUAUUCUAGAACACAUUGAAAGAAAAAUAAAAGCCACCUUUUAAAAAAAUAUUUCAUCUUUUUUCAUCCACGUAACAUCACUUAAUUGGAAGAAAUUUCUGAUCGAAAGACCUGGGACAUUAAAUACAUUCCUACAAGAAGUGCAAGAAUCUUCUUAAGAAGAAUUGUUCCGAAAUGGAAGUAUCUUUAUUGCUUUUAAAAAUUAUUAUAAAGUUAGUGCAUGCUCCCUAUAACAAUAGACAAAUAUACAAAAGAAGUUGGAUAUCACACUAGCCAGAGAUAAUUACAA